AUGUCUCAACCACCAGCGGAACAGAAAAAAGACGAAGAAAUCCCAGUGCCCAAAAACGAUGACUUUUUCGAAUCGAAAACUUUCCGCAUCAUAUCCGUAUUCCUGUACAUGGGUGGCAUUAGCGGCCUGGGCAUGACCCUAGCCAUGUAUUAUCUAUUCAUUUGGGAUUCGAGUAUGCCACCGCUACCGGAUAUCAAACAUCUGCAUCACAAUGGAUAA
Molecule: messenger RNA, 219 nt
Organism: Musca vetustissima
Lineage: Eukaryota; Metazoa; Arthropoda; Insecta; Diptera; Muscidae
Exons: 1
Coding region: 1-219 (72 amino acids)
Source: RefSeq, a predicted model, not a curated record